AUGCCAACGAAAUUCAUUUCGAUCGCGAUAUAUCUGUUGAGCUUCAGCUCUCAUGCACGUCCCAGUGCAGGCCAGGCACCCGCGUUUUACCAUUCUACAGACGAUAUUUCUGAGGAGCUCCAGCAGCUGGCCGAGCGCUGCCCUGAUCUUUCGAUCCGGCGGGAGCGGGUCGGGGACGAAGCUUUCAUCGAUAUCGCUUCGGUAUCGCGAACGAAGCAACCAACUACUCGAUUCUUCCUUCUUGCAGGAGAGCAUGCAAGAGAGCUGAUCGCCGCUGAAAGCGCGCUUCACUUAAUUAAGGCCUUGUGUGGGGAGGAAAAAAGUCUCCUCAAAAAAGCAGAAAAAGCACUUGAAGAUACCUCGUUUCAAGUGAUUGUGAACGGCAACCCUGUAUCCAGAAAGAAGGUCGAACAAGGAGAUUUCUGUCUUCGGGUGAACGAGAACGCCGUAGAUCUCAACAGGAAUUGGAAAGCGCACUGGAGUCCUAGGGCGACCAACCCGGAUACAUAUCCAGGAAAAAGACCCUUCUCAGAGCCGGAGACACAAGUGUUUCGACAAGCUGUGACGGAAUUCAAGCCUAAUUUAUUCCUAUCCUUGCAUUCGGGCACCUUGGGAAUGUACAUGCCAUGGGCUUACAAGGAAGCAGAACCGACGGAGAACGAAACAAGGAUGAUGCAGAUCAUGGAUUAUCUGAACCAGAAGUUUUGUAAAUGUCCAUGCGGCCCAGCAGGAGAGCGUGUUGGUUAUCGUAGUCCAGGGACCUGCCUGGAUUUUGUGUAUGAAUCUCUAAGAGUUCCGUUCGCCUAUGCAUUCGAGGUAUGAAGCAUUCAUCUGUUUGGUGCAAAAAGCGAGAAAACAAGCACAAGCAGAUAUACACUGAACCUUCCCAACGCCGUGAACUGCUACGGGCCUGGGAAUCAAACAAGCAUUUUCACGACGCCUCCAGUGACUUCUCCGGCGAAAUGA
This is a messenger RNA of Cyclospora cayetanensis, 966 nucleotides long. Its product is annotated as carboxypeptidase A6-like. NCBI's taxonomy places the organism in Eukaryota, Apicomplexa, Conoidasida, Eucoccidiorida, Eimeriidae. Gene Ontology annotation, molecular function: zinc ion binding; metallocarboxypeptidase activity. The transcript has 8 exons. Gene Ontology annotation, biological process: proteolysis. The record is from RefSeq and is a predicted model, not a curated record.